AGGUAGACGACACACAAGAAGGAAAGCAACGCACCAACAAAGAGAUAUAGCGAGUAGCUAGAGAGAAGCUAAGCUUGCGUUGAGCUACAGGAUGAGGCUGCUCCUGCUGCUCCAGGUCGUGCUGGUCGCGGCGGCGGCGAUGGCUCCGGCGGCGGAGGCGUGGGGCAAGGAGGGGCACUACAUGACCUGCAAGAUCGCCGAUAAUUUCCUGACGGAGGAGGCGGCGACGGCGGUGAAGGGGCUGCUGCCGGCGUGGGCGAACGGGGAGCUGGCGGAGGCGUGCUCGUGGGCGGACUCCCAGCGGUUCCGGUACAAGUGGUCCAGCCCGCUGCACUUCGCCGACACCCCCGGCGACUGCGAGUUCAGCUACGCCAGGGACUGCCACGACACCAAGGGGGAGAAGGACAGGUGCGUGGUCGGGGCGAUCAACAACUACACCGCCGCGCUCAAGGACUCGGAAAGCCCAUAUGAUCCGACGGAGAGCCUCAUGUUCCUGGCCCACUUCGUCGGCGACGUGCACCAGCCGCUCCACUGCGGCCACGCCGACGACCUCGGCGGCAACACCAUCAUCGUCCACUGGUACACCAGGAAGGGCAACCUGCACCACGUGUGGGAUGUGAGCGUCAUCGAGACGGCCAUGAAGGACUUCUACGACAACGACCAGGCCACCAUGAUCGACGCCAUCCAGCGCAACAUCACCGAUGUCUGGUCCAACGAGGAGAAGCAGUGGGAGGCGUGUCGUCUCCGGACAAAGACCUGCGCUGAAACGUACGCCAAGGAGAGCGCGCUGCUGGCCUGCGACGCUUACGAGGGCGUGGAGCAGGACAUCACCCUAGGAGAUGACUACUUCUUCAAGGCGCUGCCGGUCGUCCAGAAGAGGAUUGCCCAGGGAGGCGUGAGGCUCGCCGCAAUCCUCAACCGGAUCUUCAGUGAGAAGAACGGCAGGGUGCAGAGCAGCUGAUACAUCUGAUUACGUAUCAGUAGAAACUAAGGAGGAACAAUAUGUGUGACCCUGUUGCUUCACAAAAAAUUCAAGAUACCACGAUUAGAUGUGUUAUCCAUUCUUCAAAGCGGCUUAGAGUUGCCGCAGUUCUUCAUUCGCGAUACAUGUACCACUACCUACAUGAUGAUGUAUUGACACCAUUGUAUCCUACUCCUAUUAUUCUGGUUUA
Lolium perenne is the source of this 1172-nucleotide messenger RNA. RefSeq names its product endonuclease 2-like. Gene Ontology annotation, biological process: DNA catabolic process. The record is from RefSeq and is a predicted model, not a curated record. Gene Ontology annotation, molecular function: endonuclease activity; nucleic acid binding. Lineage: Eukaryota; Viridiplantae; Streptophyta; Magnoliopsida; Poales; Poaceae.